Messenger RNA from Ctenocephalides felis (cat flea), 831 nucleotides. RefSeq lists its product as uncharacterized. Lineage: Eukaryota; Metazoa; Arthropoda; Insecta; Siphonaptera; Pulicidae. The coding region runs from base 1 to 831 and encodes 276 amino acids. The record is from RefSeq and is a predicted model, not a curated record. The transcript is spliced from 3 exons.
AUGAAGUGCAUAAAAAUUUAUGGGAUAAUAGUGAUAAUUGUUUUGGCGCAAAUACUAAAUGCGUCGGCAACUCUACCAUUGACUAAAACUAACGAGACUAAGGAAAGCAAAACAUCUAAAUUGAAGGAAUCAGAUAAACCAAAUAAUGAACCCAAACCUAUUACAAAAGUUGAAGGAAAAAAGUUAAAUAUUCCCAGCACACCGAAAGUCGGACAACCAAAAAAAUUAGCUGUGGAACCGAAAUUGCCAGUACAACCUAAAUCAUCGGAACCAAAAACCAUAAAAUCCAGUAUCGGUUUACGUGCAUCCCAAGCAAAUAAUGCUGGCAAAGAUACAAACACGCAGAAACCAGAAAACAACGCCAAGGCAAGAUUGGAAAAUGCAAUCGCUCAACGAAAGAUCAACUCCAAGCCAAAUCCAAAACCUGAACAUCUACUACGAGAAUCAAAGGUAGUAGAAAUGAUCGAUAAAAAACUAUCCCCUAUUAUGAAUAUGUUAACGCAAAUCAGUAAAGAUGUGAGCAAAAGCGCCCAAAUGCAAAAGACACCAACGCCAAACAGCCGAAAACCAAACAUAGUACAACCAAAUGCAAUGAUGACCAGGCAAUUCCAACCAGAUAGUUUGGAAAGAGCAGAAACUAUUCACAGAGGCGUAAAACAUAUAAAAAAUUUCAUGAAUAUUCUUGAGGAAGUUGAUUCUUUUCUUUCAUCUAAAGCUCGAUCAGCUCUCAAACAAUUAGCUUAUGUAUAUGAAGGUGACCGAGGACUUAAAAAACCUGGCAAAUUAACACUCAAAGACAAACUUCAUCGACUGAAAGGAACCUUAUUAUAA